Messenger RNA from Gasterosteus aculeatus aculeatus (three-spined stickleback), 1340 nucleotides. RefSeq names its product myeloid-associated differentiation marker homolog. Lineage: Eukaryota; Metazoa; Chordata; Actinopteri; Perciformes; Gasterosteidae. The record is from RefSeq and is a predicted model, not a curated record. Gene Ontology annotation, cellular component: membrane.
GUAAAGGGAGAGGCCAAAGUGUUCACAUUUCUCUUCCUUUCACCAUGCGGGCGGCACUCACAGGAUGAGAGCUGAGGACUGACGGGAACCAAGCGGCUCUUCAUAAGAACAUAUAAAGAUACUUUAAAUCAGCGAGGAUUGAAAAAGACAAGCUGGUGAGGAGAGACAACCCGAAUCGGUAUCUAGAUAAACGCAGAACCGCAAGACUAGAGUCGCCAUGGUUACCCUGGACGUCAGGACGCUGGUUGUGCGGAUACUGGAGGUGGUCUUAACCUGCAUCUCCUUCAGCCUGGUGGCGUCGGUGGGCCACAGCACAGAUUCCUUCUGGACGUGGUGCAUGUUCACCUGGUGCUUCUGCUUCUGCGUCACCAUCCUCAUACUCGUCCUGGAACUCACCAGCCUCAGCGAAAAGGUGCCCAUCUCCUGGGAUGACUUCACCACCGCCUUUGCCAUGUUGGCCACUCUGAUGGUGCUGGCUGCGUCCAUCAUCUAUCCCGUCUUCUUCACUUGCUCUACCUGCGGCAGGCAAAUCGGUGCAACCGUGACUUCCUGCCUGGCGUUCAUCCUGUACGCUGUGGAGGUCGGGCUAACCCGGGCUAAACCGGGUGAGAUAAGUGGAUUCCUGUCCACGGUCCCGGGCCUUCUCAAGGUCCUGGAGGCCUUCGUGGCCUGCAUCAUCUUCAUCUGCUUGGACUACAACCACUUCUCGCGGUUCCCGGGGCUCCAGUGGUGCGUCGCGGUGUACUCCAUUUGCUUCAUAUUCGCCCUGCUGGUCAUCGUUUUUACCAUCUGCCGCCUCCUGGCUCUCUUCCCCGCGUCGUUUGACAAAGUGCUGACUGUCUGCAACGUGUUGGCAGUGUUGAUGUACAUCACCGCUAUGGUCAUCUGGCCUCUGUACAGCUUCAGGAACAAUCCCCGGCCGAGCUACUGCCAGAAUCUGCUUUGUCCCUGGGAUAAUUUAGUGGUUAUCACGUUCAUGACUUCUUUUAACCUCGGUACUUACUUGGCCGAUACGGUUUAUUCUUUUAGGCUGGUGUUCUUCAUCAGUAGAAGCUAAGUUGCAAAUCUGUGUCAUAUAAGUCCACAAGGACUUGAUUACGUGAGAGCAGGAGAAUGGUAUGUAAAGCACUUCCUGUGCACGUCUUGUAGAACAUAUUUCACUGUGGUUGAUUUUUUUCUCACUUUAGACCAUGUAUUCUCAGAGUAAAUGACACUGCGUCUAAUUAUUAACAUCUAAUCCCAGCAUCUUCGCUAGUUGUUUUUUUACAGCACAUUUUUCUUAACCUGCAAAAAACUGCAAAAGAAUUAAAUAAAAGUUUGGAUUUAUAUUGCACUCUUCA